AUGGACGAAAAGCCUUUCGAUGAUGACAAGGCCUUCGACUCGGAUGCUGUGCACAUCGAAAAGGGAGAGACUGGAGACCGUUCCUACUCCGUUGCUGCCGCCCAGCAUGCCGCCGACUCGGAGCGUAAGCAAUCACUCUGGCAGGCACUCAAACGCGAGCCCAAGUCGGUCUUUUGGUCAGUCGCAGUGUCGACCGCAAUCAUCAUGGAAGGCUACGACAUCGUCCUCGUCACCUCGCUCUUCGCCCAACCCGCAUUCGCCAAGCGCUACGGCACCUAUCUCCCCAGCGGCUCCUACCAGAUCCCGGCCAACUGGCAAACUGCGCUUGGUACAGCACCGAUUGUUGGCGCAGUGGUGGGCGCCGCGCUCAACGGCUUCUUCACACACAAGUUUGGCUACCGAAAGGUCUUGUUGGCGUCACUCCUGCUCAACACCGGCUUCAUCUUCCUUCUCUUCUUCGCCACCUCGCUUGGGAUGCUCUACGCUGGCUUGAUCCUCUGUGGACUGCCAUGGGGUGUGUUUGCAACGAUGGCCCCUGCCUACGCUUCCGAAGUCUGCUCCGUCACCCUGCGCGGCUACCUAGCGGUAUAUGUCAAUUUCUGCUGGGCUGUUGGUCAGCUGAUUGCAGCUGGUGUAUUGGAUGGAUUUGCAACCAGCACGAGUCAAUGGGCAUACCGCAUUCCAUUCGGCAUCCAAUGGGCCUUUCCUCCAUUCCUAAUCGCACUUAUCUGGUUCGCCCCUGAAUCUCCCUGGUGGCUGGUACGAAAGGGAAAGAUCGAAGAGGCCAAGCGUGCCCUUGAAAGGCUGACCUCUCGCGCCAAUCAUGCAUCCAUUCCAGACCAACUAGCGCUCAUCCGGCAUACCAAUGAAAUCGAAGAUGAACAACAGUCCGGGACGAGCUACCUCAACUGUUUCCAAGGCACCGACUUGCGGAGAACCGAGAUUGUCUGCCUGACCUGGGCGGCACAGAUCUGGGCUGGCACUUCCCUCGCUGGCACUCCGACUUACUUCUUCACCCAGGCCGGCUUGUCAGCUUCGAAUUCCUUCAAAUUCACCGCUGGCGGGCUGGGACUCGCGUGUAUUGGUACCAUCAUUUCCUGGGGCCUCCUCACUCGCUUUGGACGCAGAACUCUGUAUGUAUGGGGACUGGGAAUCCUCUCAAUUGUUCUCCUCAUCACCGGCAUCAUUGCGGCAGCCUGGAGCGGCCACAUCUCGAGCUUCACGCAAGCUGGCUUCGUCAUGCUCUGGCUGUUCAUCUUCUACAUGACCGUCGGCCCGGUUUGCUAUCCCAUCAUCUCCGAGACAUCGGCCGUGCGACUACGAAACAAGUCGGUGUCGCUUUCACGUAUCAGCUACUACAUCAGUCAGAUCAUCGGAAACACCAUCGAGCCGUAUAUGAUCAAUCCGGGCGAGGCGGACUGGCAUGGCAAGACGGCCUUCUUUUGGGCUGGGACCUGCUUCGUCUUCUUCGUCUGGGCCUUCUUUCGAUUGCCAGAAACCGGCCGCAGGACAUACGAGGAACUUGACAUUCUCUUUCAAGCGAGAAUUCCGGCCCGAAAGUUUAGCAAACUCAACGUUGACGCCUAUGCAGCACCGGGCGAGAGGAUCAAAGAGGAUUGA
This is a messenger RNA of Neohortaea acidophila, 1620 nucleotides long. Its product is annotated as general substrate transporter. NCBI's taxonomy places the organism in Eukaryota, Fungi, Ascomycota, Dothideomycetes, Mycosphaerellales, Teratosphaeriaceae. The coding region runs from base 1 to 1620 and encodes 539 amino acids. Gene Ontology annotation, cellular component: membrane. Gene Ontology annotation, molecular function: carbohydrate:proton symporter activity. The transcript is spliced from 3 exons. The record is from RefSeq and is a predicted model, not a curated record. Gene Ontology annotation, biological process: transmembrane transport; carbohydrate transport.